AAAGUUAAAUCAGAGAAGGUAAAACCCUCUCUUCCGAAUUUCUCACGUAAUGAUUAUGGGUAUCUUUUUGAAGAACCUUCAGAAAGUGAAAGUGAUGAAACCGUGUGGGAUGACAAUAUCUUCUUCAAAAGAGACGGGUGGAACAGUGAGGAUACAGAGGCUGCAGGGCCAUCAAGUACUGUCUCCUCUGUGCUCCCUGUUCAACAUCAUGAAUAUAGUGACCCAAAUGAGAAAACAACGUUAUGGCAUGAUUCAAACAAAGGAACAGUAUCACUUUUGCUAUGAAAUUGUGCUCCAAGUUCUUCAGAAACUCCUGACUUUGGAAUAA
Molecule: messenger RNA, 328 nt
Organism: Castor canadensis (American beaver)
Lineage: Eukaryota; Metazoa; Chordata; Mammalia; Rodentia; Castoridae
Source: RefSeq, a predicted model, not a curated record